AUGUCCAAAGAAGCAGAAGAAGAAGUCUUGGAUUUCUUAGAUUCUCUUCCGCAAGACCAAAAACCAACUGCCGAAUCCCCAGGCGACAAUGCAGACAUCUUGAACUUUCUUGACGAGUUGGCUCAAGAAAGCAACGCCGCCAACUUGAAACCAGCCAAGAAUGCCAAAGAUGACACAAAAGACAGCUCGCCUGCCCCUACUGCUGCCAAAGACAGCCAAGUGAUCCCAGAGCCUGAGAGCAAAGUAUUACAAGCUGAUGCAGGACAGGAAGAGGACUAUAAUCAUGAAAGCUCCAUUCCUGAUCCAAUCUCAUCGAUUUCUGGAUGGUGGGGGAACUCUGGCCAAAAGCAUCUCAAUUCUAUUUGGGGGUCUGCUUCCCAUGUCGUUGGAGAUAUCAGCAAAACUGCCCAAGAAACCGUUCUGGACAUCAGUAAAGUGGCCAAUGACCAGCUCAAAGACUUGAGCUUGUUGGAUCCCCAGGAUUACGAAAAGUUACCAGAAAUGUUGAAAGCAGGGCGCGAAUCAAUCAUUAAUACUACCAAUAAGUCUAUUGGUGACCAAAGUGAAACUAUCAAUAAAGUGGGCGGGUUAUUCAGCUCGUUUGUCACCAGUAUCAAUGAACAAAUCAUCUCGACCACCAAGACCAUGAAUCACCAUGAUGAAACUUUGAAGAUCUUUAUAAUAAAUGACGCAUUAAAGAACUUCAACUACAUUGAUUACUUGAUUUAUAACAAAUUCUCAAAAGUGAUAGGGCAAGUUGAAGGAUCAAUUGAUUUAGAAAUCAUCAACUCCAAGAAUUUUUCCAAACUACUCAAUAUUUUGGACUUGGCCAAACUUACUAAUGGUGACCUUGAUCUUAAACCAAAGACCAUUGAUUUCUUUAAAGGGUCCUCGUUGGACGCAGAGAAAUUGGCGUUCGCCAAUAUCGAUGAAGGAAUCAAAUCAUUGAUGCAAGUGAAGAAGAAAGAAAAAGAGGAACAGCAAGCCAAGGCCGACCAAGAAGAAAAUAAUGAUACCAACAGUACUAGAGUCUCCCAUAUCUUUUUAACGAUUUUGCCGAUCAUUCAAGAUAAAUCUGCACAAACUUACACUCUGAGUUUUGAGGAGAUUGUGAAAAUCGACGAAUCAACCACCGACAGUUUCCAAUUCUUGAUUACUGUUAAAGACUUGGAACACAAGUUCUCGAUUGUUACCAAAUCCCAAUCGUUCCCAACCAAGUGGGCCCAAUGGUUGACGACUAAUAGUGUGGAAUCACAAAAGGAAGCGGGGGAUGACGGGGUGGAGCCAGCAGACUGGGUGAGAGAAUGGGUUAAAGACGGGUUGGCACUUUCGUUAGGGGUGUUAGCCCAGAGUUAUGUGACCAAGAGAAUGGGAUUUUGA
Molecule: messenger RNA, 1380 nt
Organism: Saccharomycopsis crataegensis
Lineage: Eukaryota; Fungi; Ascomycota; Saccharomycetes; Ascoideales; Saccharomycopsidaceae
Gene: MTC1
Product: DUF5427 domain-containing protein MTC1
Exons: 1
Coding region: 1-1380 (459 amino acids)
Source: RefSeq, a predicted model, not a curated record